This is a messenger RNA of Rana temporaria (common frog), 2896 nucleotides long. RefSeq lists its product as uncharacterized. The transcript is spliced from 6 exons. NCBI's taxonomy places the organism in Eukaryota, Metazoa, Chordata, Amphibia, Anura, Ranidae. The record is from RefSeq and is a predicted model, not a curated record. The coding region runs from base 6 to 1271 and encodes 421 amino acids.
CCAAUAUGAUGACCACAGCAAUGUGCCCCCUCCGUGUCCUCCUCCUGUGGGCUCUUCUCUGUCCAGGCACAGGAAAUGUCCCGAGUGUUCAGGAGGAAAUAUUCACCCGGCCGGGAUCUGAUCUUCUCCUCCCCAUCAGACUCAAUCUAACCCUCAACCGUACAGAUACAAAGAGAUGUGAUCAGAUUGAAUGGAAAUAUAAAGACACCAGAAUAUUUAAUCUCAAGGGAUGUACAUCGGGUAAAAAUAACAACACAACUUUCCCCAAUAUGAGGAUAUCAGAGAAUGGAAGUCUCAUCAUAUCCAAUGUGACUCUGGAGAAUGACGGGAGAUACAGUGUGACUAUACACAACUCUGCAGGAGGCCUUAUACAGACAGAUAAUUACACCGUCCGUGUAGAAGUUCCAGUAUCGGUUCCGCUCCUCCAUGUCUCAUGUCUCCGGAAUGGCAGCGCUGAGAUCUCCUGCAGGGUGGAGGCGGGGACUAAGCCGAAUAUCAGCCUAUCUGUGAUUGGAGGAUCCCAGGAGAAUUAUUCCACUUCUGCCAAUAAGAUUACAGCCAUUGUGGGGUCACCGGGGCCCUGGAACAUCACCUGUACUGCGGAGAAUGGGGUCAGCCAGUUGAAGGCAAGCAAAGCCAGAGAUACCUGUCCAGCCCCCCUCUCUGACAUCGCUGUGAACUCCUCCUGUCUCCCGGAUGGCAGCGCAGUGGCCGAAUGUUCGGUGAAAGGAUCAGAUCCGCGUUAUUCCUGGAGUUUGGAUGGAAGAUCCGUCUCCUCCUCACACAGCCGGGUAACUCUUCCUCCUCCGGUCUCCGGAACCCUCCGCUGUGAUGUCACCAAUCAGAUCAAUCAUCUAAAUAGAUCCAUCAACAUCUCCUGUGCAGUUCCGGUAUCGGAUCCGGUCCUGCAUGUGAAUUGUCUCCAGAAUGGCAGCGCUGAGAUCUCCUGCGAGGUAAAGAGCGGAACUGACCCCUCCAUCUACCUGACUGUGAAUGGAGAAUUGAAGGUGAAUGGCACCGGAUCAGAGCGGGGGGUCCGUGUCACUGUGCCUCCUGUGUCACCCCCCGAUUCCUGGAAUAUCAGCUGCUCCGCAAAGAACAACAUCAGUGAGAAAUCCACCAAUCAGACGCAUGCCAAUUGUCCAGAUCAGCCUUGUUUCGAGUGUUUGAAGAAUUCCCUAAUUGGGGGCUCUGUGGCUCUGUUUGUGACACUGACCCCUGUCUUCAUCGCCCAUUGGUGCAUUCUACGAGGUAUGAAAAAGAAAUCCUAGACCGUCUCCACAUAGGACACACAGGAACAAUCCGCCUUUCAACACGAGACAACAAGGACACAAGAUCGGUGUUUGAUUGAUAUAAAAAGAUCUGGGUCUUCAGAACGGACUUUUACUGCAAAACGAUCCCUUUAUCACCUCUGCCUGGCUAUGGAAGACAUAAACAUUUCCUACAAUCCCUCCAAGUUCCCCGAUACUACCCACCAUCUUCUUGUAUGACCUUAUCGUGUCUAUAUUUCCCACAAUCCCUCCUACUUCUAUCCACGUCUUCUAUGACCUCAGUGUGUCUACAUUUCCCUUUUACAGUGUGUCUACAUUUCCUUCAAUCCCUCCUCUUUCCCAAGUACUACCCGCCAUCUUCUUGUAUGACCUCAGUGUGUCUACAUUUCCUUCAAUCACUCCUACUUCUAUCCACGUCUUCUAUGACCUCAUCGUGUCUACAUUUCGCACAAUUCCUCCUAUUUCCCCAGUACUACCCGCCAUCUUCUUGUAUGACCUCAUUGUGUCUACAUAUCCUUCAAUCUCUCCUUUUUAUCCAAUACUACUCACCAUCUUCUUAUAUGAGCUGAUCGUGUCUACAUUUCCUACAAUCCCCUCUUGUUUCCCCACCAUUAUCCUGUAUGACCACAGCGAGUCUACACUUCCUAUAACCCCCCCUCGUUCUCCAAUACUACCCAACAACUUCUUGUAUAAUCUCAGUGUAUCUACCAUUCCUACAGUUCUUCCCCAUUUCUUAAUAUUUCCAUCCACCUACUUGUAUGAUUUCAGCCUUGUCUACAUUUCCGACAUUCCCUCCUGGCUCCCCCAUACUACCUGCCAUCUUCUUGUAUGACCUCAGCAUGUCUACAUUUCCUAUAAACCCUCCUUCUUCCUCCCCUACUACCUGCCAGCUUCUUGUAUGACCUCAGCAUGUCUACAUUUCCUAUAAACCCUCCUUCUUCCUCCCCUACUACCCACCAUCUUCUUGUAUGACCUCAGCAUGUCUACAUUUCCUAUAAACUCUCCUUCUUCCUCCCCUACUACCCGCCAUAUUCUUGUAUGACCUCAACAUGACUACACUUCCUAUAAACUCUCCUUCUUCCUCCCCUACUACCAGCCAUCUUCUUGUAUGACCUCAGCAUGUCAACAUUUCCUAUAAACCCUCCUUCUUCCUCCCCUACUACCCGCCAUCUUCUUGUAUGACCUCAACAUGUCUACAUUUCCUAUAAACCCUCCUUCUUCCUCCCCUACUACCCGCCAUCUUCUUGUAUGACCUCAACAUGACUACACUUCCUACAAUGCUUUUUUGUUCCCAAAUAAUACCUGACAUUUUCUUGUAUGAUCUCAGCACAUCUACAUUUUCUACAAUCCCUCCUCGUUUCCCAAUACUGCCCACCACCUGGUUCUAUGCCCUGAGCAUGUCUACAUUUCCUACAAUCCCUCCUUCUUUGCCCCAUAAUAUCCACCAUCUUCUUGUAUGACCUCAGUGUGUAUGCAUUGUAUUCAGUCCCUCCAUGUUCCCCAAUACUACCCACCAACUUCUUGUAUGUCCUACAUUUCCUACAAUCCCUCCUUCUUCCUCCCAUUCUACCCACCAUCUUCUUGUAUGUCCUACAUUUCCUACAAUCCCUCCUUCUUCCUCCCAU